AUGAAUUGCUAAAAAGAGUAAUUUUAAGAUUUGUAUGCGGUCUUGGCUUUAUCAAAAGAUGUUGAUGAAGUGAUCUUCCCUAUCCUAAUUAAAAUAUUAAAAAGAGAGAAAGUUUAACACUGCCUAGAAUUUCUAUCAUAAAAUCAAAAUCUAAUCCUUGUAGAAAUAGAAAGAUAAAAGGUAGAAGAUUUAUCUUUGCUUGAUAAAAAAUAGACUCUCAAUGCAGAGAUGAGCAUUUAGAGAAUAAAGAAUAUUCUCAAAAAAAUUAGGGAUCAUGAAUUUAAUAAACAGAAUUACUCGAUAGAUGAUUAUGAAGAAAUUAAAAAGGAUCUUAUCAUAUAAAUAUCAAUGGAUAAGAAAAUUAUAGAAUUUCUCAAAUUUUUAGUUCAUCUUACUGCCUUAGAUGAUAAAUAUAUAUUUUGUGGGUCGAAUUCUCUUCAUUUAUUAGUAUAAAUGAAGGCUGAUUUGAAGAAAUAAUGUUUUGAGAAUAUAAGAAUUAGAAAUACUUCCUUAAUAGGAGCUAAUUUGGUAAGUUGUAACCUAAGUGGAUCUGAAUUUGAUGAUGUCACCAUUAGUGGAAUAAAUUUGAAUUAAGCGAAAUUAUUUAAUUGCAAGUGGAAUAACUUAAGAAUAAAUGAAUUAAACCAGUUAAAUGGACAUAGUGGAUAUAUCAAGUAAGUUUCUUGUUCUCCAGAUUGUAAGUCUUUAGCUUCUUGUAGUGAUGAUAAUUUGAUUAGGUUGUGGAAUGCAAAAUCAGGAAAAAUAAAGUUUGUUUUAAAAGGAGAGAGAUAGGUAAAUUCAGUAUGUUUCUCUCUAAAUGAUACUGCUUUAGCUUCAUGUAGUGGUGCAAUUGUGUAUUUAUGGAAUCUGAGAACAGAAAAAAAAAUAUCAAAAUUAAUUGGUCAUACGAAUGAUAUAAGUACAGUAUGUUUCUCUCCUAAUGGGACUAAGUUAGUUUCAUGUAGUAAUGAUUAAUCUAUCCGUUUAUGGGAUAUUAAGACAGGAUAAUAAAAAGCCAAAUUAGAUGGUCAUUUGAGUAAUGUUAAUUCAAUCUGUUUCUCUCCGGAUGGUGCUACAUUAGCAUCUGGCAGUGAUGAUAAGUCUAUUCGUUUAUGGGAUAUCAAGACAGGAUAAUAAAUAGUCAAAUUAGAUUGUCAUUCAAAUGAUGUAAACGCAGUUUGUUUCUCUCCUGAUGGUGCUACAUUAGCAUCUGGUAGCUAUGAUAAAUGUAUCCGUUUAUGGGAUGUAAAGACAGGAUAAUAAAAAGCCAAGUUAUGUGGUCACACAAGCUUUAUUAAUUCACUCUGCUUCUCUCCUGAUGGUACUUUGUUGGCUUAUGGUAGUAGAGAUAACUCUAUCCGUUUAUGGGAUGUUAAGACAGGAUAAUAAAAAGCCAAAUUUGAAGGCCAUUCAAAUUGGGUUAGAUCAGUGUGUUUCUCUUCUGAUGGUUCUACAUUAAUAUCUGGUAGCGAUGAUAAGUCUAUCCGUUUAUGGGAUGCUAAGUUGGGACAAUAAAAAACCAAAUUAGAUGGUCAUUCAAAUGAAGUCAACACAGUUUGUUUCUCUCCCGAUGGUGCUAUAUUAGUAUCUAGUAGUGAUGAUAAGUCUAUUCGUUUAUGGGAUGUUAAGACAGGAUAAUAAAAAGCAAAAUUAGAUCGUCAUUCAAAUGAUGUCAGCACAGUCUGUUUCUCUCCUGACGGUACUACACUAGCAUCUGGAAGUUUAGAUAACUCUAUCCGUUUAUGGGAUGUUAAGGCAGGAUAAUAAAUAGCCAAAUUAGAUGGUCAUUCAAAUGAAGUCAAAACAGUCUGUUUCUCUCCUGAUGGUACUACGUUAGCAUCUGGAAGUUUAGAUAACUCAAUCCGUUUAUGGGAUGUUAAGACACGAUAAUAAAAAGCUAAAUUAGAUGGUCCUUCAAAUUCCUAUGGAAUUUCAUCAGUCUGUUUCUCUCCUGAUGGUACUACAUUAGCAUCUAGAAGUGAUGAUAAGUCUAUCCGUUUUUGGGAUGUUAAGACUGGGGAAGAAAAGGCAAAGUUAGAUCGAUAGUCAAUGGGAAUUUCAUCAAUCUGUUUUUCUCCUGAUGGUACUACAUUAGCAUCUGGUAGUUAUGAUAACUCUAUCCGUUUAUGGGAUGUUAAGACAGGAUAAUAAAAAGCCAAAUUUGAAGGCCAUUCAAAUGAUAUCAACGCUGUCUGCUUCUCCCCUGAUGGUACUACAUUAGCAUCUGGUAGUGGAGAUAGGUCUAUCCGUUUAUGGGAUAUUAAGACAGGUUAAUAAAAAGCCAGAUUAGUUGGUCAUUCAGGAUGUAUCAAUUCAAUAUGCUUCUCUCCUGAUGGUACUACAUUAGCAUCUGGUAGUAGGGAUUCAUCUAUCCGUUUAUGGGAAGUUUGGACAGGAACUAAAAUUUCUCCUUCUGAUAAAAGUUAAAAUGAACUUCUUUCCUAAUUUAACAAACCCCUUUUAUAUGAUUAAUUUUUAUAAGGUUUUCAUUAUUCUAUAUAUUUAUAGAAAACCCAAUUGUAACUACACUUCUUAUCGCUUCAUAUCCGCAGUUAUAAGCCUUAGGAGCUCUCAUUUUUCAAGGAAAAUUUACUAAUUAUUUUGGACUUGACUUACAAUAUUUAUUUAAAGAAAGAGGAGGUUGUUUUUUAUAAACCUAAAUCGAAGUACAAUGGUAGCAAAAUUGA
Molecule: messenger RNA, 2687 nt
Organism: Paramecium octaurelia
Lineage: Eukaryota; Ciliophora; Oligohymenophorea; Peniculida; Parameciidae
Source: the annotation of a GenBank genome assembly